Molecule: messenger RNA, 1677 nt
Organism: Aureobasidium vineae
Lineage: Eukaryota; Fungi; Ascomycota; Dothideomycetes; Dothideales; Saccotheciaceae
Source: the annotation of a GenBank genome assembly
AUGGAGAAGGAUUCAAAAGUCUCUCGUGCCUUGAAGGCACUUGAGGUCCGUCACGAACCUGGUCUUACCGAUGUCCAACUCAUGCUCAGCAACGAAGACCUGAAGCCUGUGGAGCCUGCACGUAGACAAUGGGGUGCAUGGCACUUCGUCGCCUUCUGGAUGGCCGACUCUUUCAACAUCAACACAUGGAUGAUCUCCAGCGCCAGCGUCCAGGACGGCCUCUCAUGGUGGCAGUCAUGGAUCUGUGUCUGGAUCGGAUACUCCAUCGCCGCCGUCUUCGUCGUCCUCACUGGCCGUAUCGGAGCAAAAUACCACAUCUCUUUCCCAGUCGUCUCUCGAUCCAGUUUUGGUAUCUGGGGAGGUCUAUGGCCAGUCUUCAACCGCGCGGCCAUGGCCUGUGUGUGGUAUGGUGUGCAAAGUUGGAUUGGAGGCACCUGCGUCUACCUCAUGAUCCGCAGCAUUUGGCCCAGCUGGGACAAAUACCAACAGGGUGGACCCAAGAACACACUGCCCGAGUCUUCUGGCACCAACACUCGCGACUUUGUCAGCUUCUUCCUCUUCUGGGCAUGCUCCUUGCCUGCAUUGUGGUUCCCCGUCCACAAGAUCCGUCAUCUCUUCACCGUCAAGUCGAUCGUUGCACCUGCUGCCGGUAUUGCCUUCUUCAUCUGGGCUAUCGUCAGAGCACAUGGUCUCGGACCUAUUAUUCGUCAGCCCGCAAAGCUUGAAGGUGGUGAGCUCGGAUGGGCCAUCGUCAAGGGUAUCAUGAGCGCUAUUGCAAACUUUGCCGCCUUGAUCAUGAACAACCCGGACUUCAGCAGAUUCGCAAAGCGUACCGACAGCGCCAUGUUGUCCCAACUCAUCACCAUUCCCGUCGGUUUCGCCGUAACCUCCUUCAUCGGCAUCAUUGUUUCCUCAUCCUCUGCCGUCAUCUAUGGUUCGCCCGUUUGGUCACCUUUGACCCUGCUUGAAAACUUCCUCAACGACGCCAACGUCAGUGGUGCUACACGUUUCGGUGUCUUCGUUAUCGCCGCCGCCUUCUCUCUCGCCCAACUCGGUACAAACAUUGCCGCCAACUCGGUUUCUGCAGGCACAGACAUGACUGCGCUCUUCCCUCGCUUCCUGUCCAUCAGACGAGGCUCAUACAUCUGUGCCAUUGUUGGCUUGUGCAUGUGUCCCUGGAACCUAAUGAGCUCGAGCAACAACUUUACCACCUACCUCUCAGCCUACAGCGUAUUCCUGUCAUCGAUUGCCGGCGUCAUGGUCUGCGACUACUACCUUGUCCGCAAAGGAUACUUGCAGGUCAGAAACCUGUACUCGGCUGACAAGACCGGACCCUACUACUUCACCUACGGCGUGCAUUGGCGAGCAUAUGCCUCAUACAUUGCAGGUAUCCUCAUCAAUGUCGUUGGCUUUGCUGGCGCAGUGGGCCAAAAGGUUCCUGAAGGCGCGACGUACAUCUACGACCUCAACUACUUCUGCGGUUUCUUCAUCGCAGCGAUCACGUACUGGUGCUUGUGCAAGGUGUCGCCCAUCCCUGCUACAAGCGAGACGUGGCUCGAAGUUGACGAUGAUGGUGAGCAGAACAGCUUGGAAUAUGAUGGACAGUUCGACGAAGAGGCCAUGGGUGAAAUGGUCGAGGAUGGAAAGAAGAUUGAUGCCAAGGUUGUACAGUACUGA